Molecule: messenger RNA, 804 nt
Organism: Mycena indigotica
Lineage: Eukaryota; Fungi; Basidiomycota; Agaricomycetes; Agaricales; Mycenaceae
Exons: 2
Coding region: 1-804 (267 amino acids)
Source: RefSeq, a predicted model, not a curated record
AUGACUUCGUUCUCUGUUCUCCCACCAUACCUGCAAAAACGCGUCGACAAGGCGUUCGACCUUUGCGCAGAAUCUGAGCUAGACCAUGCGACUUCCACCGCUAGUGGCGGCGGAUUUGUUUUAGAAGCACCCGAGCCCAUGCGAAUAGCUCUUUCUUCCAUUCCCGCCGCCCUCCAGCGGCUGGACCUUCCUCCAGACGAUGAGCAAGUGCUGAAUGUGUUCAAAAAUGCCGCGACUGGCUGGUCGUCAGCGACGAACGAGGUCAACCACAACCCUAAGGAAACUGAGCUUUUCGUGAGCCGCGAUGAUUGGCAUUCUGUUUGUGCCGUGUUGUUGGAGCACCAUGCGGAGGAAUACGGGGAGAGCGCAAGUGAGGGACGGCCAUUUGACGACGAUGACGAAGGAGAUGCUUAUGAAGAUGUGGAGGACUCUGACGAUUCUGACGAGUAUAUGGACGAAGAUGACCUGGGCCCUUCAACUUCGAGUCGGAGAAGGAGGCCCAAUACCCGCAGACGCGCAAGCUCUUCGGAAAGCUCACACUCCUCAUCGCCCAAGAAACUUACUGCCCGACAACGCAAGACCUGUCUCGACACUUUCGCCCUUUUCUUCCCGGAUGUUGACCCAAAGGACCUGGUCCAGCAGCGCGUCAUGAUCAAAGACGUUCAACGACUCACACAGCUCAUUGGCGACAAACUUAAAAGCGAAGAGAUCGUGGAAAUGGUCGAGGAGUUCUCCACAUCACCGGACAAGUCGAUGAGCUUUGACGAUUUCAGUGUCAUGAUGCUUGCAGCCAAACUAGCGUGA